Molecule: messenger RNA, 1536 nt
Organism: Micromonas pusilla CCMP1545
Lineage: Eukaryota; Viridiplantae; Chlorophyta; Mamiellophyceae; Mamiellales; Mamiellaceae
Exons: 3
Coding region: 1-1536 (511 amino acids)
Source: RefSeq, a predicted model, not a curated record
AUGGCGUUCGCGGUGGGCCGGAGACGCGCGCUCGACGUCGUCUCCAGCGCGUUCGCGUCGUCCGCGAGGGGCCUCGCCGCGACGCGCGUCGCGCGACGCGCCGCGGCGACGACCGCGGCGGGGCGCGGCGACGCCGGCGGCGAUCCGGACGCGCUCUGCGCGCAGAUCGUCUCCUACGCGCGCUCCGAGCUCCGGCGCGGGCGACGCGACGUCGCGCGCGGCGUCCUCGAGCACGGCGCGUCGCUCGUCGCGAAAGCCGCGGGCGGGGACGCGCCCGCGGGCGCGAUCGCGGCCGCGGAGUCGAGGGCGCACCUGGCGUGGGCGGCCGUGCAGUCGGUGCGCGCGCGGUCGUCGUCGUGGCUCCGUCGCGUCGUCCGAUGCGAUGCCGCGCGAGAAGAAUCUAACAACACGUUCUACGCGAUCGGCCCGGGGGGCGCCGAAGACCUCCUCCCCGCGCGAGCGAACCUCGACGCGCACCUCGACGCCGUCGACGCCGCCGCCGCGGAGGCGAUCGCGGAGGCGCUCGGGCACGUCGAGGACGGCGAGCGAACGCGCGCGUCGAUGUCCCUCGCCGCGCGCGGGGUUCGCGCGCUGACGGCGUUGGCGACUGGCGACGCCGCCGCCGCGUCGAGAGCGGUCGACGACGCGACGGCGCUGCUGCUCGACGACGACGACGACGCCUCGCGCCUCGACGCGGCGCGCGCGUUCGACGCGCCGCACGGCGCGGUCGUCGCGAUGGCGCUCAAGACGCUCGCGCACUGGUCCGCGCUGACGGGGGAGGGGGACGGCAAAUCGCGCGGCGCGAUCGCGCGGUAUCGCCGCGCCGCCGCCGCGGCGGAGGAGGCUGCGGACGCGCCGUCGAACGACGCGUGCGUCUCCGCGAUGUUCGCCGACGCGCUGCUCGCGGACGUGCAGCUCGCGCGCGCGCAGCAUCUCGUGCGCGUCGCCGCGUCCGGCGGCGACCUGGAGGACGAGGAGGAGGAGGAGGAGGGAGAGGAGCGACCCCGAGAUGAAGACGCGGCGCUCGCGGCGGCGGAGGCGGCGGCGGCGGCGGCGGUGACCUCCGCGGAAGCCCUCGGCGAUCCCGCGCACCCGCGCGUCGGCCUCGCGAUCGCGUGCAGCGGCGACGUGUACGUGUGCAAGGCCACGGCGGCGGCGAGGCGAGGCGGCGGAGCGGGCGGCGGCGCGACGGGCGACGGCGCCGGCGUCUUAUUCGCCGAGGGGCUCUACCGUGGCGCCUUGAAACUGCUCGGCACGCCGCGGCCGCCGACGGCGCUCGCGCACGACCCGGACGCCGCGUCCGGCGGCGCCGCGAGCGCGCACCUGCGCCUCGUCGCGUCGCUCGUGCACGCGAGGUACUCCGUCAUCUUGCGCGCGAGCGGCGCGAACAGGCGCGUUCUAUCUCACACUGGUCCCCGUACGACCGCGUCGGCGCGGUGGACGCCCAUCCUUAAGGACUUUUGCCGGCGUCUCUCUCCGCCCACUACCCCUCGGUUUCAAUCCAGGCACACCUCGACGCCUUUCAACUCCACCUGA